GUACAACCUCAUUUUCUUUUUUGAUUUGGGUGGACACAAGUAUAAAACCUACCGUACCAUCUCAUUUUAGGGUUCCUAUUUUUUGGUUUCCCUCUCCUCUUCUCUUCUCUUCUCUUCUCUUCUCUUUGCCUUUGAUUAUACACCGAAAAAGAACAGCCAAUCAGAAAAGAAGCCUUUAUUUUUAAGGUUCGGUUGCAAUGGAUGCGGCUACACCUAAUUCUCAACGUCGGCCAUUUUCAAUCAAACUGUGGCCCCCAAGCCAAAAUACACGAUUAAUGCUUGUGGAGCGAAUGACGAACAAUCUUUCUAGUCCAUCCAUUUUCACCGAGAAGUAUGGUAGUUUGAAUAAGGAAGAGGCUGCAGAGGAUGCGAAAGAAAUUGAAGAUGCAGCUUUUGCCACUGCAAAUCAACACUAUGAAAAGGAGCCCGAUGGUGAUGGGAGUUCUGCGGUGCAACUUUAUGCGAAGGAAUGCAGUAAACUCAUCCUAGAAGUCCUCAAAAGGGGCCCUAGAACCAAGGAAAAAGAUAUUGUGAAAUCUGUGGAAGUUACUGCAGCACCGCAUGAAACUGUUUUUGACAUUUCUAAAGGUCAACGGGCCUUCAUUGAGGCAGAGGAGGCUGAGGAACUUUUAAAGCCAUUAAAGGAGCCAGGAAAUUCUUACAGUAAGAUAUGUUUCAGUAAUAGAAGUUUUGGCUUAGGUGCAGCCCGUGUUGCAGAGCCCAUCUUGGGAUCCCUCAAGGAUCAGUUGAAGGAAGUUGACUUGUCAGAUUUUGUUGCAGGAAGACCAGAGGUGGAAGCUCUGGAAGUCAUGAAUAUAUUCUCAGCAGCACUUGAAGGUUGUGUUUUGAAGUCUCUAAAUCUUUCAGACAAUGCCCUAGGUGAGAAGGGUGUUAGAGCAUUUGGGAUGCUCCUGAAAUCUCAGAGUAACUUGGAGGAACUCUAUUUAAUGAAUGAUGGCAUUUCGGAGGAAGCUGCACAAGCUGUUUCUGAGUUAAUUCCUUCCACAGAAAAGCUUAGAGUUCUGCAGUUUCACAAUAAUAUGACUGGUGAUGAAGGGGCUGUUGCUAUUUCUGAGGUUGUGAAGUGUUCUCCCUUGUUGGAGGAUUUCCGAUGCUCCUCUACUAGGGUGGGCUCAGAUGGAGGAAUUGCCUUGUCUGAAGCACUUGGAACAUGUCCCCAUUUGAAAAAGAUCGAUUUACGGGAUAACAUGUUUGGUGUAGAAGCUGGAGUCAUGCUGAGUAAUGCUCUUUCCAAACAUGCAAAUCUUAAAGAGAUUUAUCUGAGCUACCUGAAUUUGGAAGAUGAGGGGGCAGUUGCAUUAGCCAAUAUUCUCAAGGAAUCUGCCCCUUCGCUUGAAGUCUUGGAGAUGGCUGGAAAUGACAUAACAGCUGAAGCUGCUCCCAGUUUAGCUGCUUGUAUAGCAUCGAAGCAGUUUCUCACCAAGCUGAACUUUGCUGAGAAUGAACUACAGGAUAAGGGUGCUAUUCAGAUCAGCAAGGCAUUGGAAGAAGGUCAUGCCCAGUUGAAGGAAGUUGAUUUGAGCACCAACUCAAUAAGAAGGGCUGGGGCUAGGCUACUGGCUCAGACUCUGGUGCAUAAGCCUGAAUUUAAGUUACUAAACAUUAAUGGGAAUUUCAUCUCCAAUGAAGGCGUUGAUGAGUUAAAAGACAUAUUUAAGAAAAAUUUGGACAUGCUUGGGCCAUUGGAUGAGAAUGAUCCUGAUGGAGGAGAGGAUGAAGACAAUGAAUCCGGGGAAGAAGAUGAAGAGAUUGAGAAUGACUUGGAAUCAAAAUUGAAGAAUCUUGAUGUCAACCAAGAUGAGUAGAGGUUCUCUAAUUUCAGGCCAGCUGCAGUAAUUCCUAUGGAAGCUAACAGAGUCUUCAGCAAUUAGGUUAUGCUUCAUAAGGUCCUUUCUCCUUCCUAGUUCAGUUUAUUUGGACACCAUGUAAUAGCUAGUCUAGGAAUAUUACUAAAGAACUUUUGACAUUUGUUCUUAGUAGUUUGGAUUGAUGAUUUUUGGUCUCUUUUUUAGUGUAUUAUCCUAGCAUUUCCAUAGCAUCUAUGGUUGUUUUAAGGUAAGGAAAAUGUUAUAUCUUUGAUCUACCUUGCCAAUUUGUUUUUGUUU
Cornus florida is the source of this 2126-nucleotide messenger RNA. RefSeq names its product RAN GTPase-activating protein 2. Gene Ontology annotation, molecular function: GTPase activator activity; protein binding. The transcript is spliced from 3 exons. Bases 198 to 1826 code for a protein of 542 amino acids. The record is from RefSeq and is a predicted model, not a curated record. Lineage: Eukaryota; Viridiplantae; Streptophyta; Magnoliopsida; Cornales; Cornaceae.